AUGACUUCCAGAAUAAGUGACACAAUACAAAGAUCUUUGCGACGUCUUAAAAUUCUCAGUAAUCACAUGGCUGUCCGCAGAAGAAUAUGCUCGUCCCUGGUAGACCAAAGUCAUCAUGGGCCAUGUAUUACAGUCACGCCUUCCGUCGGUAUGGUCGACGAAAAAGUUAAUUUUGACAUCCGUGGAUUGGUUGCCAAACAGAUUGUAACAGUUGUUGCAGAUGUUGUGGAAAAUGGAAUGAAAUUCGAAUCCUGGUGUGUUUUUCAAGCAGAUGGCAACGGGGAAAUAAAUAACUUUUCUACUGAAUCAAUACAUGGCACUUUUAAAGGUAUUGAACCAAUGGGAUUAUUCUGGAGUCUGCGUUGUGUAUCUGCACCAAAGAAGUAUGUUAGACUGGUGAAGAAAGACGUCAGUACACCAAUGAACUUCAGUAUAAAGGUUUAUCCUGACAACCAGAACAAGGCCACAUUGAUGCACCAGCCGCUCACAGAGACUAGUGUUCAAAGGUUAUACAAAAAGCCAGGGGUCAAAAGAAUACCGCUCGCAGGAAAAUUUAAAGGAACAAUAUUCAUUCCAGAAGGAGACGGUCCAUUCCCCGGAUUGAUUGACAUGUAUGGAGCCUUAGUUAGUCUCGUUGAAACACGUGCAGCGUUGCUAGCGUCUCACGGGUAUGCUACUCUAGCAUUAUCAUAUCUAUAUGGUGAAGGACUGCCAGAUAUGGUGUACGAUGCCGAUUUUACCUAUAUAAAGGAAGCAUUUGAAUGGUUUAUUAAACAAGAUUACAUUGACAAAAACAGACUUGGAACAGUUGGGAUUAGCUUUGGUGGAUUGUUUUCUCUGGUGCUGGCCUCUGUUUUCCCUCAGGUACGGGCUGCAGUCGAUAUAAAUGGAAUACCCAUUACACCUGAGGUAAACACGAUCAUUUGUGAUACAGCGGACUGGCUUGACAAAAAUAAAGUAUUCAAAGCGGAAGAAGGAAUUGUGAUCAAGAAUGUUUACGACUGUGACAACCCCUGGCCAGUGCCAGUAAGAUUUUAUUUCUACUUUCCGAAGAAUGAAAGAUCUAGGGCCAUCAUGACACUCUUGUUUAAUUCGAAUGGAACGCCGCUUUUUAAUAAAGAUAUACAACGUACUUCAUUUUUGGCCUGGCAGCAUGGUGCAAAGAUCCUAGUUAUAGCAGGUGAAGAUGAUCAGCAAAUGCAUCCGAAAUGGUACACAUUCUAUUACGACAGUUGUCCCCCGCAAUUCAAAGCGAACGUGAAGGUCUACCGGUAUCCAGGUGCUGGACAUAUGAUAGAACCGCCAUAUAUACCAAAUACAAGGGGCGUGAGUCCAGGACGGAACAGAUUAAGAACAGUCGAUUUUGUUCCAGAAAAAUUCUAUGAUGAAGAUAUGAUGGUCGGUGGAUGGCCCGAUAAACAUGCGCAUGCUGAGGAAGAUUCUUGGAAGAAAAUAUUGAAUUUCUUGGAAGAAAAUGUAAAACAUGUGAGCCAAGAAGAUAAUCCGGGAGGUGAAUUUUAAAGGAGAACGUAUACAAAAAGACCGUACUGAGAGUUCUUCGCGUACUUUGAUUGUGGUAGUGGGCUGCCAUUUUGUACAUGCAACGGUAACAAGUAAACAUUAGAAUGGACCUUAUAUGUAGGAAUGGAAUGAAUAAAUGACAGUUGAAAGAACUCAGGUUGCUUCCUUCGACUCUCUUUAUCUUACGAAAAUCCGUAAAGUAAUGUGGAAACUGUAGGCAAAAUUUUACCUGAAUCGAAACAUUUUCUAGGUGUUUAAGGUGUCCAAAAGUCGCGUGGGUUGACACCCUGUUGCUCCCCUCUGGUUCAAAAGUAUCAUACUUGUAUCACAUUGUACAUGGAAAUAUAAAGGCAAAAAUGACAAAACUACAAAAUAACUUUAAUUCUAUAAUGGACGUAUAAUGGACGUAUAAUGGUUUUAAACAGAUCGGAACUGUAAAUACAUCAAACAAUUGAUAUGAUAUAUCACGUAUAACACUAACUUCGUUUGAUAUAAUAUUUUGUUGAUAAGCGUUUUCAAACAUCUUUAUCAAGCUUGAA
Molecule: messenger RNA, 2060 nt
Organism: Mercenaria mercenaria
Lineage: Eukaryota; Metazoa; Mollusca; Bivalvia; Venerida; Veneridae
Product: acyl-coenzyme A amino acid N-acyltransferase 2-like
Exons: 8
Coding region: 1-1521 (506 amino acids)
Biological process (GO): acyl-CoA metabolic process; fatty acid metabolic process
Molecular function (GO): fatty acyl-CoA hydrolase activity
Source: RefSeq, a predicted model, not a curated record